Messenger RNA from Spea bombifrons (plains spadefoot toad), 2198 nucleotides. RefSeq lists its product as uncharacterized. Bases 134 to 2116 code for a protein of 660 amino acids. Gene Ontology annotation, cellular component: exocyst. The record is from RefSeq and is a predicted model, not a curated record. Gene Ontology annotation, molecular function: SNARE binding. The transcript has 11 exons. Gene Ontology annotation, biological process: exocyst localization; exocytosis. Lineage: Eukaryota; Metazoa; Chordata; Amphibia; Anura; Pelobatidae.
UUUGGGUUUGAACAUCACAGUGUUUCUCUUGGACUCCUCGAAUUCUUCCUGUUUUGCCUCGCCGGAGAGAAAGGUGUGUCCUCAUCCCUCAAAAGGAUAACACAAUCACGUGGACGUCCCGGCUGUCAUUUGCAUGAAAGAAUAUCUGCCGUGCGGACCGAGAGGUUCGAGCUGCAGAAACACCCGGUGGAUGAGAAAGAGAAAGCAAGGAACUAACGGAAGCGCUCUGACCUCCGGAGACCAUAAAAAAGCCCGAGAUAUAGCCGCGCGCAUGGAAAAGACAGGAAAACCCAACCGUUUCUGGAAAAAAGGGAAAACCGCCCCAAAUUCUCACCCCGAAGCGGUUUGCCUUCUAUCGAACAACCGCAAAAAAACAACCAAAAACAGUAAGAUUGUGAAGCGGCUGGGAGAAGAAAUCAAGAUGUGUGUGGAGAGCGCGUUGAAAAUCCCAAGAAAAUACUCAAAGAAGCGUUCCUCCAGCCCAAGUUCUGGGCGAGAGACGCCGAAAGAUGAAGCCUUCUCCGAGCUGGUGGAGAAGAAGCGCUAUCUUCAUGCUUGUGACCUUAUUUCUCAACUAGAGACAGAUGAUGUUGAAACUGUAGGUGACAUGUACCAGGUCCUAGCCGGAGACAUGUGGAGGACCGUGCAGACGGCCCUUACCGGUGACAACGGUCACGCCGAGGAGCUUAAACCGGUGGCAGACUGUUUGAAAUGGGCAAGGAAGCAACGGUGGGCAGAAGGAUCAGAAUGGAGUCCUAGAUCCUGGGAUAAGGAUUUGGAGAAUCUCCUCAAAGAACAUAUCAGACAACAACUCCCGGCGUUUGUUUGCGAUGCGAAGACGAAACCAAGCAUCAGAAGUCACUUAGAAGACUUGGAGAGAACAACUUUACAGAUCAUAGAAAGAGACAGGCCACGUCUUGGAGAUCUCUUUAUGGACUUUGCCAAAUGCUUGGCCGUCUCCGUGCUCCACCACCUCUCGUCGCUGGCAACGGGAGAUUAUAGUUACGAAGAAUGUGUGCUUUUGUACAGAUGGGGCUGUGAGGAGCACAGGAGACAGCGCAGGUAUCUGGCGGAGUCUGAGGACUUUGAUCACUUGCUGUUUGUCGGUUGGUUCGGUGACAGUAGAAACAAAGUGACGUGCACGGGAAAGAAAACCAUUGGUAACGUCUUGCGUGAGAUCCUUCAAAAAGAGAUCGUGUGGAAUACGCAGCCAGACGAUGAGCCGGGAUUCUACUUCCAUGAUAUCCUAAAGGAGGCAUCUAAAUUGACCAAGGCUGUGGAAGACCUUGGCGAGACAUUAGUAUCCGACGUCCAAGGAGUGUUACGGGCUGAAUUCUUGCAUUUUGUGACCAGGUAUAACGUUUUUUUGGAAGAAAAGAUUGAGGGGAACGUCUCAGGAAAUCAGAUUUCCACAUCCCUGCGGGUUUUAAAGAAUUGCCAAAUAUUAAGGACUAUGCUAGAUAAUUUAGGAAAAUUACCCGAGGACAAAUCUCACGAAAUGACGGAAAUACCAGUAAUCAUAAAUAAAUGCGAACGCCGCGGAGUCAGACUUUUAUGCGCUGCCUUGAGAUCAGCAAUGAAGAAACCGUUUCAAACAUACUUUCAAGAAAAUGACAAUCAAUAUAAAAACAUCCUCCAGGAUUUUAAAAAGCGCUGGGAACGCACAGGGUUUCAGUAUAACAAGCAGCUCGUUGAGGCGGUCCAUCAGGCGGUUGUUGGAUUGUACAUUCAAACCUUUAUUGGCUGUUCUAAGAGAAUAUGCGAGAAUAAAGGGGAAAUGUUUACAAAUGGGGGCAAGUUCUUGCAGAACGCCUUCCAGAACCUGUGUAAUGGUGACCUGCUGCUGGAUGAUCCGAUGGACUACAUCUCACAGAUACUCAAUUCCCAGGACGCCGAGUCUUUGCAGACAACUGUCUUUUUCUUCUGUAAUAACCAUCCUGAUUUAAGGGAGGAACACUUGAAAGCGAUCAUGAAAAUCAAAGGAAAUCUCAACCCCAAGGAGAAAGAACAAUUCCUGUAUUACCUGAAAGAAAGAAAAAAUGACCUUCAGGAAGAAAGAGUCAGUUUCUUCGAGGAUAUCGAGGUGAAACCUUCCAAGUGCUGCUGUGUUUGCUAGCGUUCCAUCUGCUCCGAAUCCACGGACGUUGCCGUUUAAUUUCUGGGUUGAAAUACUCAGAUAUUCACAAACUGCAAAAAUG